AUGGCAUUUGACAAUGCUGAGUGGAAAUUCCUGCAGGUCAGGGAAAGCGAGUAUUUCUUUUCCUAUUCCCGCUUGGAGACCCACAUGGGCAUGCUGAAGGACUCAGUACGCAACCAGGCCUAUUACAAUGCCAUCCUUCAGAAUGCGGGACUUUUCAAGGACAAGAUCGUUUUGGAUGUGGGCUGUGGCACGGGCAUACUAUCUCUGUUUGCUGCCGAAGCAGGAGCCAGAAAAGUUAUAGCCGUGGAGUGCACAGAUAUAGCUGAUUUAGCAAAGGAGAUUUUAAGGGAUAAUGAAAAGGAUGAUGUGGUAAAGGUGGUCAAGGGAUUGAUAGAGGAAGUGGAGCUGCCGGAAGGGAUUCGUCAUGUCGAUGUCAUAGUUUCCGAGUGGAUGGGUCACGCUCUCUAUAUGGAAGGCAUGUUAAAUUCAGUGUUGUUUGCCAGGGAUAAAUGGCUUCGCCGUGGCGGCCAAAUCCUGCCCAGCGUCGGAAAACUCUGGAUGAUUGGAGCCCAUGAUCCGCAUAGGUUGGCCAAUCUUAACUUUUGGCGCAACUUCGAGGGUAUCGAUAUGAGUUGCGUGAGGAAGGUAUUUUCGCAGGAGCCAUUGGUGGAUUGUGUGCCCAUCCAACAGUUGGUCACCGAUGAGUGCUUAAUACAUUCCACCCACUUGGGUUUUGCCCGUAAUCAGCCAGUGGUAUUUCGCUCGAACUUCCUGCUAAAUGUAAAGCGAACUGGAAUCAUCAAUAUGUUGGUCCUAUACUUCGAUGUGGAUUUUCCAGCGGAAAAAUCGGAGAAAGCGAUCACUCUUUCAACAUCACCCCAUAGUCCGUGGACCCAUUGGGAGCAGACGCUGCUCCAUCUGGAUGAACCACUGUAUGUAAAGGCCAAUGAUCAGGUGCGCGGAAUUCUGGCCAUGAUGCCAUAUGAGCAGGACAAGCGCUGUAUGAACUUUGACCUCAAAAUUAGCUUCCGUGGCGAUCGGACGCGGGUGGAGAGCUUCAAGGGAUUCAGCUCGAAUCGAUAUUCGUCUUGA
Molecule: messenger RNA, 1032 nt
Organism: Drosophila eugracilis
Lineage: Eukaryota; Metazoa; Arthropoda; Insecta; Diptera; Drosophilidae
Gene: Art6
Product: protein arginine N-methyltransferase 1
Biological process (GO): peptidyl-arginine methylation
Cellular component (GO): nucleus
Molecular function (GO): protein-arginine N-methyltransferase activity
Source: RefSeq, a predicted model, not a curated record